AAUACUGGCUCCUCUGACUUUGUCUGACACUGGUUUCAGCUCCGGACAAAGAUCUAAAGACCAGUAAACGGUAUGGUCCGCGUAAAAACUGUACACUAAAUGGUCAACUUACUUUCUGAACAAUUUUCAAAUGUAUAUUAAUAUUAUGGUAGAUCUGCUAAGAACCUGUUAAAUAACUUUUCAACUAAUACUAAUAACUUACAGUACUUACCCUCACUGACUGUUACUGUUACACUUACACUACACUAAUAAAAUGUAUAGUAUAGGCAGUAUAGGCCUAAAUAGUAUAAUUAUAAUGUUUUGCCUAUUGAUACUCUGAUAAUUAAAAAAUAUGUUCGAAUUAUUAGUUAAAUCACUAUAUUAAUUCUACUAUUUCAUUUGUUUAUUAUUUUCAUUCUAAUUGAAAUUGUUGAUGUUUCCACUUUGAAUUUCAAGCUUGCAGAUUUAAAAAAAAAAAAAAAAUGUAGUUAAAGCAGUGUUCCGGUGUAAGUAACCAUGAAAAAUGGGCAUUGAAAAUAGCAGACCAGUGUUGAUAGUGAGUGAUAUAGGUACACCUGUUGAUGAUGACAAUGCUUUGUCAAAUGAUGGCACUGGGGAUAACAGAGAUUCUGUGCAUGCCAGGGAUUCUGUGUAUGUCAAUCCCUCCUAUAAUACACAGCUGAGAAAUACAAUACAAGACAUCUUUGUUGAAAACAUCAGAGUACAUAAUGUUAUUCAUGUGUUUCACAAGUACAAUCCUAAAGUGCUGACAGAGGAGGAUAAAGUAAGUUUCCAAUGGGAUCUGAGUGGAUUCAAAUUAAUUUUUUUUACUGUGCUCUUUUCAUACAGCUUAAUUAACAAGUCAGUGGUUCUCAACCUUUUUACAACAUAGUAGUAAUAAUUAUAACUAAACUUUGACACACCACAAGAUUUUAAGAUAUAACAGUCCCAGUUCUCAUCAAUAAAGUAUGUUUGAUAAUUUGUAUUCCCCACCUUUCUGUCACAAUAUUUCAAAAUAUGGGACACCCCCUCCCUGAAAGUAUGUCACACAUUCAAACUAACAUUGGAAAAAAAAAUACAAGUAAUUAAAAUAUAAUAUAAUACACUACGCAAUUAAAGGAUUAAAGUUAUAUAUAAGACAUCUUCUGUCAGAAUGUAUACUUAUACAUCACUGCAAAAAGUUGCCAUAAUGAAUUUCAGGUUUUAUAUGUAAAAUUUAAAAAAAUGUGUACAUCAGAUAUCAUCAACCCCCCCCCCCCCCACAAAAAAAACACAAACAAUCACACUUUCUUAGACCCCCUUCUCCCCAUGGCCAUGGAAGCUUGACAUACUUUAUGGACAUCACCAACGCCUAUAACAUGGAGACUUUUCUAUCAAAUAAAUUAUUUUUAAACUGGUAUUGUGCUAGAUUAUAUUUAUUAUAUUAUGUUCAAAUAUUAUUUAGAUACAAUGCCCAAAAUUUUAUUUUAUACUUUGAUUUUUUUAUUUCAUUAACAUUAAAUUUUGGUGACACACCUGAGCUAAGAAUCUUUAGUGGGACAAAUUGCUUGUACUGAAAAAUGCAACACUGUUCUAAAGUUUGUCUCUAUUGAUUUUAUUUCCAGACAGACAUAUAAUAGAAAUGAUCUUAUUUAGAAAGUACUAUAACUUUAGAAUUCAUUACAAAGCUUUAAAACCCUCUAACUUGGUAUUCUAUUUCCAGGAACAAAUUACAAUAACACUCGGAGAAAGAGAGAAAAGCCGAAAACUGUUACAUUGUCUUGUAACAUAUGAAAAUUGGUUUAAUUGUUUGUUAAAUGUUCUUGAAGAUAACAAUGUGAAACAAAAUCAUCUGGCCGUGGCCUUUCGAAAUAAGAAAAGUAUAUCGUAAUACAUCUUUAUGUUAUUUAUGUAGUUAUUUAGACCCUAUAUUUUAGUAGGCAACACCUAUCAUACCACAUACUGCAGCCAUAUUUAAAUUCACUUACCAGUACUUUUUAAAAAAUUGUAUUUAUUUUUUAAAAUUAUUAUGUAAAAUUAAAGAUUUGUUCAUUAUGAAAUAAAAAAUCAAUAAAUUAAUAUUUUUACAAAUAAAAUGUAAGUUUAUUUAAAGAUUCAGUUAAUAAUGCAUUUAUGGUUCUCACAUAUAAAAUUUAACACAGUAUGUGGUUCACUUAGUGGUGAGAAUAUUAUUUUGAAGUUGUUUAAUUUGAAAUGCAUGCAAAAUAUAACUUAUGUAUUGUUUUAUAUAUUUCAGAGGAUUUAGAUGACCAAUUAUUAGAAACUGAAUUUGAGGUAAGCCAUACUUAACUGUCAUUUCUUGAAAGGUAACUAUUCUUUAAUGUCAUUUCUUGAAAGGUAACUAUUCUUUAAUGUCAUUUCUUGAAAGGUAACUAUUCUUUAAGUCAUAAUCAUAGGGUACAAAAUAUUUUUUUCCUAGCAUGGUUUGAUUUUUGUCUGUUAGUUUUUUUACAGUUUUGUAAAACAAAUGUUCCUUCCUUGUGAUUCAUAUUCUUGGGGAAGAGUCCUCAAAUGAGCAACUACUUUUGUCUGUGUUUUACUUAUGCAGGGUAAUUUUCGUUUUUAAAUCACCGAUAUUAUUUCCCUUUUGGUCAAUGUAUGAUUGUUAGCCCUUCAUUAUUUUGAAAUCUAACCAAAUGUAUUGUAUUUCUUAUUUCUACAUUUUUUAUAUUAUAACUAUUUUUCAAACAUUUUUCAAACUAUUUUUAAAUGUAUUAUUUCAGAAUGAUGGUAGUGUAGAGGUGCCUGAAGGUAUUUGUAUACUUUAUUCAUUUCAAAAGUAGAUGACAGUUGAAUUCAAGUUAAUAAAUAUCUCCUAGUGCAAUCUGCAUUGCACUACUUCCAAUGUAGGAGGAAUGCACGCUAAUAAACAUACACAAUCUGUAAUCAUUAAUUUAAGGAGUUUUUAUCCCUAUGUAAUGAAAAGAAAUCUUUCUAAUUUUUUUAAAAUGAAAAUAUCUUUAUUGUGAUUUAAUUUCUGUAUCUUCAUUUUUGUUUAAAAACUGUUUUUCAAAAUUUUGUUGUUCUUACAGAGCAAAGGGAAUCUUAUAGUCUUACCAAGGAAAAUCAACGUCUGAGAAUAAAGCUAGGUAUACUAAUAUUUGUUUUGAGAUGAAGGCGUGGCACAUAUAUUUUUUCUUGACAUGAGUAGUAGGGAAAAGACAUGUUAUUUUAUAGGCUUAUUUUAUUUUAUUUUUUUAUUAUACAUACUGUUUGGUUUUAGGUGGUUGGUGUCUCUGUGUGAAGAAUAUAACCCAUUUAAAUAUUUAGUUCGCCACAUAGAACUAAAAAAAUCAUCAAGGUAUUAAAUUGUGAAUGACUUUUUAACACACUAAUAAAAUAAAUUGUAGGCCUUCACUUUAAAUAAAAGAAGCUAAACAAGUAAAAAAGCAGAAUUCUCAAAAGAACAUUUAAAAAACAUUUCAUUUAAAUGUAUCCACAGAGAAAUCACAACACUUACAGGCACAAGAAAAAAUGCUACGUAAAGAAUGUGAAGAACAGAUGAAUAAAUUAAAAAAUGGUAAGAAUAAGAAAGAUAAUUUCCAGUUCAUUUAUGAAUAUUUGUCAAAGUUAAUUUUUUUUGCAAGCAAUCAAGUAAUUGCCCAUUUUAGGGAAAUAAUAUCUAUUUUUAUGUCAUCUAGGUCUACAAUUUACGUCUCAAACUUAUUUUUGCAUAUUACUUUUUCUUACAACCAAAAUCUACAAGUAAUCAUAAACACUAAGAUAGAGUCAACAUAGUGUCCUUUUAUAGUGAAAUUAUUGUAAUGCCAAUUUCCCUUAAACAUAAAAAAAGAGAAAAAAACAUUUAGGAAAAAAAAAAAUAAUGAAAAGACAUUUGGGGGAAAAAAUGCAAAAGAAAAAAAGUGGAUGGAUUGUUGAUCAUGGAGAUUUUGCAUACGGAUGCGUGUGAGAAGAGAUGGCAGAAUAUGUACAUAGUAUAGUAGCUAGGGUUAAUGUCACCUGUGUUGGACCAAGGUUUUUCCACAACCUGCCUCCCCUCCUUUCAAAUAAAAAAAUUGUCGCCCGUUUUGGACUGCCUUGUCCGCACCCUUCUUCCUAAGCCACAGAGUAUGUACAUUAUGAUCUUGCAUCGAAAGGGAAAGGCAAAUGCGGUACUUUUUCCUAUUUUUGGAGGGGCAACAUUUUGGCCAACUGCAUAGUUUGUUUGUGAAAGGGUCUGAAAACAUUUUGGCCUUCCCCGGGCAGUACUAACCUUAUUUACAUGAUUAUAUUUAUGCAAUCAUUCUGCAUUAAUUAUCCUGAAAUUCUUAAAGUCUAUAAAAAGCCUAUAUAUAUCACUAAAAAGUUAACUGUUAUACAAAAAUUUGGCUAAUCUGUUACAGGUAUUUCUAAUUAGUUUUGCUGCAUUAGUUUUUAGCCUAGUGACGUACUGUAGUCCACCGUAUGCCUCUCAGUGCAUGUGACAUAUAUUGUGAUGUAAUAAUAAUUUAGAUAGACAGCAGUCGCAUAAAGUGGUGUAAACCACUUGUUAAUGCCUGAAUUUCAUGCUAUUUUUUGUUUGUUUUACUGAUGAAAGUUUUACCAGAAACAUCAUAAAUUUGUCAUUUAUCUUAAAUUAAAGCUUAUUUAUCCUUUCUAAAAUUUUAUUAUAAUUCUUAUUAUUACAGUGGUCUGCUAUAGUGUGGUACCCCAGCCUAGGGCUGGGCUCAUCACCCUGCACAUAAAAAUAUUAGCAAACAUAAUCUUGACCAAAAAAAAAAUUUUAAUUUUAAAAAAUAGUUUUGUUUUAUUGAUCUAAAGUUUUACCUAGUAUCAGGCAUGGUGACCCUGGACAGCAGGGCUCGGGGGCGGUGUCAGGCAUGGUACCCUGUGGUAAGGCAAAGGGGGCAGUGUCAAGCAUUGUGCCUCUGGAUUGCGGAAGCCCAGAGUGGGGGGGGGGGGGUUUUCAGGCGUUUGGGGAAUUUAUUCCCUGCCAUUGCCAGGGUUUUAUUUGGAUUUUUUAAUUAGCGGCUAAUGUUUUUUUGUUUGCCUUAUUUGUACAGGGCUCGGGGGCGGUGUCAGGCAUGGUACCCUGUGGUAAGGCAAAGGGGGCAGUGUCAAGCAUUGUGCCUCUGGAUUGCGGAAGCCCAGAGUGGGGGGGGGGGAUUUUCAGGCUAUUGGGGAAUUUAUUCCCUGCCAUUGCCAGUGUUUUAUUUGGAUUUUUUAAUUAGCAGCUAAUGUUUUUUUGUUUGCCUUAUUUGUACCGGUGCAUUUCUUUAUAGCAAUUUAAUUUAACAAUAAUAACUGCCAUAACUCAAUUAUUUUCUCGUUUAUUUAUUUUAUUUCAAUACCUAUUAUCCAGAGGUGCAGGGACUUAUUUGAAAAUUGAUAAGGGGUGAUGCGCUUCAAAAAUAUUAAGAAACCCUGGUGAAUUGGUUUAACUGCUGUAAGGAUGUUUUCCAUCUCUUUGAUGAGUUACAUCCGAUGUUGACCACAUGCAUGUGCAAGUAUGAAUGUCAAAUCCCGGGGACUAAGGCACUUAAAUACCUGCCCACCCCCAACUAUUACAAUAUAAUUUUAUUAGGUCUUUAGAGGCAGUGUCCUUUGUUGAUCAGGUAUUAGAUUCAAGUAUCCAUAGUCUAUUAUAUGCCAUUACAUCUUCUACAUAGAACAAGCUGCCAUCAAUAAAAUUCGUAUGGAAGCAAAAGAUGACCUCGAAUCCCAGCUAAGUAUGCUCAUGAUUGUUUCUUUUAUGUAAACAAAACUUAAUUAAAGGAUAAUGCUAUAAAUCUACAUACUUUUCCAAGGGAUAACUAAUGGCAUGCUCACAGUGAGACCCACAGUUACAUUUAUUUUUUACCAGUAGCACAAAUAAUCUUAUUUAUAUUCCAAAACAAAGAAACAAAAUAUGUUUAAAUGCAUUCAAUAUUUUUUCGCUAAGCUGUCCAAAUGUUUAAAACUUAAUUAAAGGCAUGCAUAUGAUAAAAGAUAAAUGUUGAUGGAAUGGUUCUAUGCAUAUUUGUCAGCCGCUAAUUAAAAAAAAAUUAAAUACAAGUAGCUCUAUCCUAGUCAGUUUACUUUAGUCUUGUAAUCGUAAUUUAUUUUUUUUUAAAGCCCUUUAAAAAAACUAAUUUAUUAUAUAAAUUUUGAGUUCUUAAAAAUUAAUUACAAUAUUAUGAUUCGAUUUUAUUUAAAUAGCAUGCAAAGAAAAUUAAAGUUCUUAAAAAUGAUUUGUCAAGUGUCUGUCACUUCUACUUCUAUGCUUUAUAUUAAACUUAAAUCUUAUAUCAGUGAUUUCGCUUGCUAAACCAUAGAUUCUAGUUCUUUGGGAUUGAAAAUUAAACAAAUAAAAAUCUACUUUUCAAUUUUAAUACCGAUAGCCUAUCCUUUACUUUGUUUGAUAUCCUAGGGAAUUUUAGAAAAGAAAAUGAUAUUGAUAGGGAGGCCUGGAAACAUUAGGAAACAUUGGAGAAGUUGUUUGAAAGCAGUAAAUAAUGCAUUUAUAACUUACUAAAAAUUAUUUAGUUAAUAACUUUCCUACAUAUUAAAAAAAACAAUGGCACAUUAAAUUUCUUUUAAGGCAAUAUUUAAGAUCAACCAUAAUGAAUAAGAAUAUUUUGGGGGGAAAAUGAUGCAUAAAUUGCCUGUUGUAAAUUUUUUUGACUAUACAGUAGUAUACAUUUUGGUUUUAACAAAUUUAUUUUAACAUUUAUUAAUUUUUUCUAUUUUUUUUUCAAACUUUUGCAGAGAAAGUAGAGAUAAAACAAAAUUUAGAAAUGGAGCAUCAAGCAAAAUUAGAGGCCAUGAGAAAUGGUAAAUCUAAAUGUACACUUUUAAAUAAAGAAUACUUAUUUUCAUUCAAAUUUAAUAUUUUUUUAGAAAUUCAUUGAUAAUGAUAUCCAACUUCUAGCAUAUUAGUAAUACACAUCACUUUUUAAGUCUAAUUCAUUUUUAAGUUUCAAAAAAUUUUGUAAGACAGAGAUCAAAGUUAAAUUAUUUACUGCAAUCUGUUAUCUUUUUAUUAAUAGUUGAAUAGAUGAAUUAAGAAGCCAUUUACUCUUCUUUUCCCCCUUUGCUUUUUAUUCCAUAAAUAGAUGAGAAAAUUGCCAUGGAAGCUCGAAACGUUGAAGUAAAAUCAUUGACAAGACGGUUAGGUGCAUUGAAUUUCUAAAUCUAUUACUAAGUUUAUUUUAAAUUUCUUGUCAUAACUAGUUGGAGAAUUUUUAAAAUUUAUUUGUACUCUUUUCAACUACUAAUAAUGUAUUUUCUAUAAGCAAAUUAUAACAUAAAAAAACCCCACAAAAAAAAAUAAGUUUAUUUCCAUUUAGUUAUUGAGGCAGGAUGUAUAUUAUGUAGCUUUUGAUAAUAUAUUUUGCCACUUUUAAAAUCUAGUCUAAGAUUCCCUAUGUCUGCAAAUCUUCUUCUACAGAAUGUUUGAGCAAAAAGUAUAAAGAUGUGGAGAAAGCCAAUGAACAGGCUGAGGCUAGGCUUAAAGAGAGAGAGACUGGUAAACAACUACAUCUAUGUUGAGAAAAUAAAAGUCAAUAAUCCUUUUAACCAAACACCUUUUAAUCACAAUUGUGGAAAUUUAGAGUGGCAUAAAAUUUGAAAGGCCAUUUCUGGGUAUUUACUUGGAAAACAAUCAGUUGUAAUUAUAUACUACCUGGAUUACACUACUUUAGAACUUAAAUUUGAAAAAUGCUCUAGUAUUACAACUAGUAUAUAUUUCUAAUAAGCAAACUGUGUUACUUAAUAAGAAAUUAAUUAAUUUAAUCACACAGUUUUAUAACUUUUGGUUAUUGAAUAUUUGACUUAUGCACAUUUAAUUGUAGUAUUGUAAUUUUUUAUUUUUAAAAUAUAUUUUGAAAAAUAUAGUAUUGUGGUUUGAUAAAUAACAAAAAAAUGCAUUAUUUCUUAUUCUUCCAUAGUUUUGUUGAAUGAUUUCAAAUAUAUUUUGAAAAAAUAAGAGUAAAUAUUUUAAGGAUUAAGGCGAUUCAUGAAUGAGCAGUGUAUGGCUAUGUUCCACAUUUUAAAAACUGAGAAGAAGUGAAAAUUUUUAAAAUAUUUUGUAUAGUAGCCCUUGUUAAAUUAUAUUAAAUUUCAGGGUAGUAAGCAAAAACUCAGAAAUAUAAUUAUUGUAUUGCUUUAUUGCUGUUUUUUUUUUUACAUUUUAGACCACACUGAUGAAAUUAAGUCAAAGACUGAGCAGAUAGGUAACAAACAAUAAGAUUAAUCUAAGAAUUAAACUCUAAACAGCUUUAAUAAACAUUAAAAAUGUUUUUAACUUUUGUUUGAUCCUUUUGAAUUAAUUUUCAAAUGAUUGUGUACUUUUUAAAAAAUUUUUCUUGGAAACAAAAAAAGGCUAUGCAUAUGUUUUGGGAAUUUAUUUACUAAUGUAAGCCGAUUGUUUCUAUAUACAUAUUGACUUAAUUUGAAUCAAAUUGCUAAAUUAUGAUUAUCUUUCCUCAGAGAACCUAAAAUUAGCAUUGAGUGCAAUUAAAGAAAUGUAUGACCAAUAUAAGGUUAAAAUGAAAAAUUUACAAAUGGGUAAGCAUUCAAACAUUAUAUUGAGAACAACUAGUCAAACAACAUUUGUUAUAUGUCAUUUCUUUAUUGUCUUUUUUCAUUCACAUUCAAGUAACUUGUAACUUUAAAUUUAAUAUUAUUAGAGGGAAAAAAAACAACAACUAUAAUUUAAGAAAGCAUUUCAAAAAAAUAUUUUUAUAUAUAUUUUCUGAUAUAUUUAGAGACGGACAGAAUGUGAUUUUCUGGUAUGGGUCGAAAAAGAAACAAAACCGAAAGUUAAAAUAGAUAAAAACAAAAGCUUAACAAGACUUUGAAACGAAAUAUUUAGAUAUUUAGAAAUUCAUUUGGAUAUGUAGAAAAAUCAUGGGAGAAGUAUCAAUAUUUAUGCUAUUUUUUAUUAAGAACGAGAUUGUCGUGAAAUUUAAUAUAUAAAAAUCUAAUGAAUAUGCUUUUUUACAAUUUGAAUUACAAAGUAAUUUAAAGUUGUAAAAAAUGUAAUUUAAAGUAGUAUGGUGAGAAAAGUAGUAUGGUGAGAGAAAAAUGUUGACUUGGGGGGGGGGGGGAAUUCAUGCUACAAAGACACUUGGGCUUUGCUUUUAUAAAAUAAUAACAACGCUACCUAGACAUGUUUGGUAUUAAUUGCAAGCUAAGCCUAUGUAUUGUUUAAUGGUAUGGACCAUUGAAAUGUCCAAACAUAAACCUUGAAGUAACUCUUUGUUCCGCUAAACCAUACAUUUUCGUUGAAACACACAUUCUUAUUGGUUGGUUAACAUUUAAAUUUUUUGUUUAUCCGCAAUUAUCAUUUAUCGGCUAAUUUUAGAUUUGAUCCAGAAUAAACAAAAUUUGAACGAAUGUUGAGCUAAAUUUUUAAAAAAGAGGGACACGUGAAUUUUAAUAUUUUUAUUGAUGCAUGAGAAAAUUUUUUAUAUCAUUGAAGAAUGCUUAAAAUAAAAAAAUUCCCCAUCACUCUUAGUUCCAAAAUAAGCAGCAGAAUAAUGUUUAAAUUUUCUGUAAUUAUUAUUUUUUCUUCUCUAUUUUGAAAAUUUUACAAAGUGUUUAUUAAUUUUCAAAGGCCUUUACAGGUAAUCUGUAUAAUUUUUUACACUUUACAAAACUAAUAAUCCAGUGCCGUUAAGGUCUUGCACUCAGGAUUAUGCAUUUCUGUGGGCCACAUCUUGCCCAUCCUGGCUUUAAUUAAAUGAUAAGGUUAUUUGAAAUUAAUUCAUUAAAAAUAAUUUUAAAGGGGCAGUUAAUUUUUGCAUUAUUCACUAACUGUUUCAAAAUGUGGAAGCCUAGAGAAGACGAGCUUUCAUUCAGUUGAUAUUUUUUUUUUAAAUUGUAUUUUAUUCCUAAAAAAAUAUUUUUAAAAUAAAUUCCUCUGCUCUGUUACUUCUGUCAUAGAAACUGAAGAAAAUGCUGAAUUGUACAAUUCAAACAUUGCAAGAUUAAAGGAAGAAAUAGGUAAGAUAAUUAAAGUACUUUCUCUGAAAAAUACAUGGCCUUUUAUGUUUCAGAUUUAAAACACUGGGAGCCUGAUAUAAAAUUUAACAAAAUUUCUAUCAGUUAUUUUCUUAAGAAGUUAAACUUAAUUAUUGAAAUAAAAUUUUGUUGUUAAAAACAAAUUUCUAUUUUUUAGAAUGCUUCAAGAUAAACUACUAUAAAGAAUUGAAUCUUCGUAGACAAAUCCAAGAACAGAUUUUGGAUUUCAAAAAAUGGUAAGUUUUUAGGGUGCCUGUCAGUUGCAAAAAAAUAAACACUAUGAACAAUAUUCCAUACCAGAAUUAUUAAUAAUCAUCAAAGAAUUGAGUGAAGUGUCGAUCUUUAAAUAAAGUUUCAAUUUUCUUUAUUCAUUGACUUUUUCAUUUAAAUAGUUUUACAAUUUAUCAGCAAUAUUUUCCUUAAAUAGAAAUUCAUUUUUUUCCCCUCUGACAAGCAAAUUUUUUAAAACUCAGUAAACUAAUUUAAUAAGUUUACCACCCCACACCCCAACUACAAUAUGAUGAAAAUAACAUUUGUUAUAACUUAUAGUCUAUCAAGGAAGAUGUUUAAAAAAAAUAAAUAAUGUUAUUUAUAUUUUUAAAACAGAAAUUGACAUAUUAUUUAAGCCUCUGCGCCCAAUUCUUAUCCAAACUCUGGUGGAGUCUGAGAAAGCUAUAUAUAGCCUUGGCUUACUCGAUGGGGACAAACUCCAUUUUUGUCAUAAAACAUUGCUGCUUUUUUGGACUUUCUAUUUACCUUAGCCACCCAUGCCCCUAUAUCACAGAUUUCAUAGGUUAAGCUUGGCACUGAUCUGGAAAUGCUAAAGCAGGAUCAAACAGCCAUUGUGGCCAUGGUCUUAAAUGAACCACAAAAGGACCUCAGGGUGACAUUCAUUUCAUUUGGGGCUGCUCAGAUCUUUAAUCUUCAUUCCAAUUAAUUCAGUUUUACCAUUGAAUAGUUGGCACAGGCGUUUCUAGAAGUUUUAUAUAUUUUUGAAAUUAUAAAUUAUUUAUCAGUGAUUGUAUUUGUCCCUUUAAGCUUUUUGAAAACACAAGAUCCUUGUAAGGGAAAUAUAUAUGAGGGGGACACUAAACCUUGACAAUUUAAACCUCUGCAUAUGUAAAUAGAGUAGUCCACAGGAUCAUAAAUCUGUUUGUACAAGUAGGUUUUUUGCAGCAGUAAAACUUCAACCAAGUCAUAUUCAUAUAUGGACAGUAAAUAUAUUUUCAUAAUUAUUUUUCUAUUCAAUUCUGCUAUAUAUAUAUACUAAAUGCUAUUCAAUUUUUUUUCUAUAUUCCAGAAACACUUCAUUUGCUGACAUUGCAAUGUUUUAAAACUAAAUUUGACAACACUGACAUCAUUUUGAUAUGCCUGUGAUAUUUAUUUCUUAUAUUUUGGAAAUGUUGGAAAAUGGAAAUAGGAUUAAAUUUUAUAUAUUUUUUUGUGUUAGUAGGUAAACCUCCAGCCAGACAAAGCUAAACAAAUUUUAAUGCUCCAAUGUAAUAAUAUAAAAAGAAUAAAUAAACAUAUGUAAAUUUAGACACAUGUAUUACAAUAUGUAACAUUAUCCUGUCAACAUUGUAAUUAUAACUUAAUUGAAUUUAGAAGACUCUGUAAAAUUUUCUACCAGCUCAUCUUAUAAAAUGGCAGCUCCUGUUUGAACGGAUAGUAACUAAUUCUAAAAAUUAACCUCAUAAAAGCUGUAAAAAUGUUUUCUUGUCAAAUGCGCACAUGACAGAUUAUCUUGCACAGAAAACUCCAACGACAUAAAUUACUGCUCACACUGACAGAUAGAUGUGUACACCAAAAGUCGCACACACAAAUCAAUUGUAAAUGCAAUACUUUAUGAAAGACUUGAGCGGGCCGCAAGAAAAUGGGAAAGGGGGAAAAGCUAUUAAGAAAAUAAUAAUAAUGAAGAAUUUUUCGUUUCUUCACUGACGGCAAAAUGGGUGCUGGCGGGCCACAUAUGGCCCUGGGAUCGUAUGUUGUGUAGGCCUGACCUAAUUACUGCAUUACCGGGAUUUAAAAAUAAUUAUUCUGAUCAACAGACUAAAUUAUUUUAUUCUAAUUUUUUCUUUUCAACUAAUAGUCAUUUUGAUAGAACAAAAAAGUUUGUUUUAAAAACAUUUAAUAAAGAUUGUAAUUUUUUCUUUUUAAAUUUUAUUUUAACUUUUUAUGAACAAAGUUAUCACCUGUAUUGUAAAAGUCAUUACAUAAAGGAUUACCUUAGUCUACAGGCAUACUUCAGUCUACAGGCCUUCUAAAUUCUACAUAAGCUUUAUUGAUAUUAGCUUUAUAAUGGAAAGCUAAUUUGUACGUACACAGAAAAAGGAGGGGGGGGGGAGUAUACAAUAACGGGAGGAGGGAGAGUUUGCCUUUUGUUUGCUAAUGGCCCUUUAUUGGUCAUUUAAAAAGGUAGGUCAAACAAAAGACAUUGUCCUUUCUAUAAGUGAUGAUGACAAGUGAUGAAUGAAUAAAUAACAUUUAUAUGUCAUAAGCAGACGAUUGAUUGAUAUAGGCCUAUUCUCGGCCUCUAAUAAAUUUGCAAAGAUGAACAAAAUAAAAUGAGUAAAACAGAGUAUGGUUAAACCUGAAAAAUUAAACUCAACAAAACAGCGAACGUGUCGGCAGAAAGCCUUCGUCAGCGAACAAAACAACAGAAAAAACGUUAUAAAAAUAAGAAAUAGCACUUAGCUGGUAAGUAGUAUCUGUGGGCAGCAAUAGAAGUCAAAGAUGAACAAGGUGGAGUUUAUAUGACAUCAUAAGAUUUAUAUAUCCUUUUUAUCAUUCAUAUUUAACUUUCUGCUGUGAUGGAUGUAUUCUGAAAGACUAUGUCACUUCGUAAUGCCUAAUUUUAAUAAUAAAGUGUGUUUUA
Lymnaea stagnalis (great pond snail) is the source of this 12799-nucleotide messenger RNA. Lineage: Eukaryota; Metazoa; Mollusca; Gastropoda; Lymnaeidae. The record is from the annotation of a GenBank genome assembly.